ACUUACUUCAUGUUUGUGUUCAAUAUUUGAAGAUUUAAAUUUAAAAAAAAAACAUUUGAUAGUUAUACAUAAAGCGUGCAUGCGAUUUCACACUUCGACGCGAUUUUUUUUAGAGGAAAAGAAAAUAGUUAAACAAAAAUAUUAUAAAUCAAUAUAACGUAAACUCUACUGCAACUGCACCGGCUGAGUCUGGAAGUCGACAUUUAUUGACAACACGGAACGUCAACACUAGUUAAACAUAAGUGGGGGUAAAAAAAAAAACAACCGACUUGUUUCAAGGCUUUAAGUCAGCAGUGAACGACACAAGAUCGCUCUCGUAGCGUUCCAAUGGAGGGGGAAGCCGAGGAUUUCGCCGCCAUCUUGUACGCGGAGCCCGGGGCCCUAGGGCUCAUCUCCAACAUCGUGGCGGCGCUGAUGAUCGCCACAGAGAACUGCCUGGACCCCCCGUUCUCAUCUGCGGCGCUUGUCUUGUCAGGUGUCCACCUGAUAGUUGUGGGCGGCAUCCUUCAGAUCGUGGCCGGGCUCCUGUCCUACAGACGCUGGGACCACCUCACCGCCACCGCCUUCAUUGUCUUCGGAUCCCUCUGGACCUCCAUGGGCAUCUCUCGCAUUCUGGCUGCCCAGACCGGCGACGCUGAAGCCAUCCGUCUCGGGACACUUCCGGGGUUGAUCGGCUUCAUGGCCGUCGCUGUCAUCCUCUGCGUCUGCGCAGUCACCGUCAACUUCCUGUUGCCUCCGGUUUUGGUCGCCAUUUUGUUGACUUUAAUCUUCGAGGGCGUGGGGGCUUUUUUCGACUGGGGGCGUAGAGUCGCCGCGGCUUUUGAAUUGUUUAUCGUCAUCACCGGGGUGUACGCGGUCGUUGUGAUGAUGUUAAAGGGCGUCAGCCAGAGGUAUAUUCUCCCCGGGUUCGGCAACGCCCCGUACGACCCUCUCCUCAUGAGAAGCGCCGGGGGACCGGCUCCGAAAAACGAGAAAAAAAAAGUCACCAAAUACUCGGAACCCAUGGGGAUGGGAUUUCUGGGAAACGUCGUCCCCGCGGCCGUUUUAGCCUUCCACCAUCUUGGAUUCUUCACCGACUUCCGGCCGGCCAUCGCCAUGUUUGUUUUCACCGCACUGUGCCAGAUUUUAGCCAGCUUCUACUCCUUCCUCCGACAUGAUUUCUUCCACGCCCUCACCUUCGUGAUCUACGCCACCUUCUGGAACACCCGGGCCAUUCUCCAGUUCCUGAUAUCCAUGAACAUUCCAGACAUUUUCGACGCCCGGGUCAACUUCUACGGCCAGUGGACGCUGAUAGCCCUCAUCAUUGUCAUGACACUCGUCUCCGCCAGUCACAACAGGGUCGUCUUCAUCUACAACCUGGCAUUUUUAGUGAUGAGCAUUUUGUCGAUGGACCACAUCCCUGUCGCCGCCCACAACUUCACCUUCGGCAUCCCGGCCGCCAUUGUGGCUAUUCUUAGCCUGUACGUGGGGAUGUCCGCACUAGAGAACUCCAUCGCCGAGAAGGCGGUCAUGUACAUCGGGGCAGAGGUCAUCAACUCGGACAAGUUGAAGGCCGCUAUUGGGAGCAUUUUCUGCACACUCAAAGAAAAAGACAGCGCUACGAAUGAGUAUGAGGAUGAUGACGUCAUUGAUCUUAAAAUAGUCGACACUAUCUUAUUCACCGGUAGCACCGUCAGUUUGAUGGCUCUGUCUGCAUCAGAGGCAAGCAACCCGGUGUAUUCUGUCCCUUGGAUAAUGGUUGCCGGUAUUUUCUUGCACCUGUACGCGGCUAGACUUGCCUACGCUGCCGGCUCACUGGCCAAAGCUUAUACCGGCGUUGUGUUGGCCAUUAUCUGGCUAAUAUGGGCUGCUUUCUUUUUCAAUCCCAACUUGGGGUUCGCUCUCCGUCCAUUAUCCGUCGGAAUGCUGUGUUUAUUUACCGUUGUCAUGGUAAUGAGUCCAAGUUUCACCCGUGUGUGGAUCCCUUACACUCUGUUGAUGGAACUGGUCGUCAUAACCCAGGUCGUCACUGUGUUCAACACCAACCCUCGAUGGAUGAUUCUCGUCACAGCUUUGCUGGCAGCUGUAAUGAGUUUGUAUGCAGCUUCUGCAGAAUUUAUAAACACGUUCCUUCAGUACCAAGUUAUUCCUGUUGGCGAACCUCUUAUAAAGGAGAAGGUAUCUGCAGCAGACAAGGCUGAGCCCCCAUGUCUUUUGUUCACCUCCCGUCGCAGCUCAGCGCUGCGCAAAGUGGCCAAGAUGCUGGACGAGGGCUGCGUGGUGGGUGUCCCCACGGACACGGUCUACGCAGUGGCUGGAUCCUGCAAACAUCCAGAGUCCAUCAAGAAAAUUUACAUGGUCAAAGGUAGACCAGCAGAAAAGCCAAUCUGUCUAUGCCUCUCCAACCUUGACCAACUGGCAGCUGUCAACCCACCAUUCAGUGACUUGCUGUGGAACUUCAUGAGACGCUGUUACCCAGGGGGCAUCAGCUGUGUUGUUCCCAAGGGUGAAUGGUUAAGGAACUUGGGUCUGGGAGAUUCAGUCAACUAUGUGGGGACAGAGAAAAGCAUUUGUAUCCGUGUGCCGGACAGUUCUGUGUUGGCGUACCUCGUCAGUUUGUCAGGUCCAGUGGCACUGUCGUCUGCUAAUCCUAGUGGAGGAGAUGACAGCACUCAUCAUGACAUGGUCAUUAACUCUCUGGGGGAUAAAUUGGAUGCAGUGGUUUGUGAUGGAACCUCCAAUGAACUGGUGGCAUCAACUGUAGUAAACUGCCUGAAGAUUGAUGAAGGAGUGAUCACCUAUUUCCGUAUUGGCUGCACACCUCAAGAGGUUGUGGAUGGGCAUUUCGAGGCUGCCAAGGCUGAGAUAGCAGCCAAACCAUCCAAACUAAACAUGGAGGAAAAACUGGCUUAGAACUGCCAACAUCACACUUUACAUUAAAGUUUACAUUAAUAUUGGGUGACAACAUUUUAAAGUAAACAAGUUAAAUAUAGGCUUGUAUAUUAUAUAUAAGGCCUAUGUAUUGUAAAGUAAUCUAGAAUUUAUUAUUUCAGAUUUUUGUAGCAUCUGAUUUUUUGUUCUGAUAUUAUUAUUAAAAAAAACCUUAAACUUACACUAUAAAUAAUUCUAUAAAUUAUUUAGACUUGCAAUAAAAUAGGCCCUAUAUGCAUAAUAGGAUAUUGGUUAAAAAAACUGAAAAUAAGGUUAUAAUAACCAGUUCUACCCAGAGGCGUAGCGACCCUUCACGGCGCCCGGGGACAUACUUUCAAUUUGGCGCCCCCCUCGGGAGCAAAUUUUCGAUUUGCACCCCCCCUCAAACUUUCCAUUUGCACCCCCCCUCGAACUUUUCA
Physella acuta is the source of this 3329-nucleotide messenger RNA. RefSeq lists its product as uncharacterized. Gene Ontology annotation, biological process: regulation of translational fidelity. The record is from RefSeq and is a predicted model, not a curated record. Gene Ontology annotation, cellular component: cytoplasm; membrane. Lineage: Eukaryota; Metazoa; Mollusca; Gastropoda; Physidae. Gene Ontology annotation, molecular function: tRNA binding; double-stranded RNA binding; nucleotidyltransferase activity.